CGAAUGUUGCUGUUGUAUCGCUAUUGUACUAUUUCUCCUAAUGGUUUUGCUUUAUGGAGAGAAGUUGAUUCCCUUUUAUCAGACGCCAUGAAUUUUCUUUUUGAGAAUAAAUAAAGAUUCAACAUUUCAUUUUAUUGGCUAAUAAAAACAUCUGCCUUUGGUUUCUACGCGUGUACAAAGAACAAUCUUUUAUCUCCAUUUUAGUCCAACUUUUUCUCUCUAUUUUCUUCACCUUUCUCUCAGAAGGGGAGAGAGAAUUUGCGAGAAUAUCGCAAGAAUUUAUCUUGAGUUGUUCUGAAAGAAGAUAGCAUGUAAUGCUCCAGGAAAAUGAAAAAUUCAAGAUCAGAUGAAUGUAGAUAAUAUUUUUUGAUGCUGAAACAGUUUUUGCUUUGUGGGUCGUUUUUGUUUUGCAUUGAAUCCAAAGAUAGUCUCUCUCUUGGAAUUGAAAUUCUUGAAUUUUUUUUUUCUGUUUCCCAUCAGAAAAAUGAUUUCUGGGUUUUGAUUGAAUUUCAUAAAUUUCAACAUAGUUUCUUAAAAGAGGGAAAAAAACAUUGAAAGACUUCAGUUUUUUAUUCUUAAUAGUUUGUCUAAACGUCUAGUUGUAUUCUCGCCAUUCCUUCUCUUCUCCCAUUAAUUUCUUUCGUUUCUCCUUCUCCAAUUAUUUUCUCUCCCUGUUUUUCCUUUCCUCUUCUCUUUUCCUCAAGAAAAAGAAUCGGUGAAAACUCUCUCUCUCUCUCUCUCUCUCCCCAUUGAAGAGCCAGGAUGUUUUUUCACAAGAAUUCAAUGCAAUCAAAUCUUGACAAUCUUUUGGAUUACACAACUCCUUCAAUCCCUUCUCAAUUCCUAUCCAAGACUGAGACGAGGAAGCUUAAUAGGCUGUGGAAUCCUUUUGAAAGAGAAACAGUAGAGUAUUUUUCAUUGAAUGAUCUUUGGAAUAGCUAUGAUGAAUGGAGUGUAUAUGGCGCUGGCGUACCAAUCCGUCUUGCGAAUGGCCAAAACUUAGUUCAGUACUAUGUGCCUUAUCUAUCUGCUAUUCAAAUCUUCACCAGCAAUUCUUCUAUAAACUAUUCAAGGGAAGAGGCUGAGUCGUCAUGUGAGACUAGGGAUUGCUUUAGUGAUUCAUUCAGCGAAGAGAAUGAAAGCGUGAGCGAAAAGCUGCUGACAUGGGACAGAUGUUCCUCCGAGGAAGUAGUACUCGAGCAGGAUAACUUCUGGCAUCCCAAUGAUCGAUUGGGUUAUCGGAACUUUGAGUACAUCGAAAAAUCUUCUCCUUGUGGAAGAGUUCCUCUGAUGGCUAAGAUAAGGGGCUUAGGACAAAGAUACCCGGCAUUGAUGUCGUUAAGAAGUGUAGAUCUUUCCCCUGCUAGUUGGAUGGCAGUUGCUUGGUACCCAAUAUAUCACAUUCCCAUGGGAAGAAGCGAAAAAGACUUGUCGACUUGCUUUCUCACAUUUCACACCCUUUCGUCUACUUUUCAAGAUAUGGAACUUGAAGACGACUCUGUAAGUACUGAAAGGAAGAAAAGAGAGGAAGGAGAUGAAAUCUCUCUCCCUCCAUUUGGUUUAGCCACUUAUAAGAUGUACGGUGAUGUGUGGGUUUCUGACAAGAGGGGUAAGGACCUAGAGAAACUGGUAUCGCAGUUUAACAUUGCAGACUCGUGGCUAAAGCAACUUAGUGUUGAUCACCAUGACUUCAAAUACUUUGCCCAGAGGUGUGGCUAAGUCGAUAAACAACGCUUCCUCUUGUGUGGACAUUGAAGAAGGUGAAUUGAAUUCCCGAAUCCUUUUUUGUCACUACUCUGGUUUGAUGUUUGCUAGAGAGAAUGAGAAACUGAGUGGCCUUAAAGUGAUAAUAUUGUAGUUGCAUAUGACUCUGGUAGCAUAAAAGACAUUUGACAGUGGACCAGAUUCCAUUUUUUGUUAUGAGUUCUACAACUUCGUAGUUGAGAAUUGUAUGUACCUUUUAUGGAAUGAGAUGAAAAAAGAGGGAAGCCUUAGGGGCUUUUUAAUUGGAGUUAUUCAAUGGUUUACUUAAA
Messenger RNA from Olea europaea var. sylvestris, 2033 nucleotides. RefSeq lists its product as uncharacterized. The record is from RefSeq and is a predicted model, not a curated record. The transcript is spliced from 6 exons. Lineage: Eukaryota; Viridiplantae; Streptophyta; Magnoliopsida; Lamiales; Oleaceae. The coding region runs from base 763 to 1719 and encodes 318 amino acids.